UUAAGCGUGUAUACUACCACACGGUCAAACAUUGGUGCUGAGAGUAAUAUAGAUCUGGUUUUGAAUGUGGAGGAUUUUGACAUUGAGUCCAAAUUUGAAAGGACAGUGAAUGUCUCUGUACCAAAGAAAACCCGAAAUAAUGGCACAUUGUAUGCAUAUAUAUUUCUUCAUCAUGCUGGCAUUUUGCCUUGGCAUGAUGGUAAGCAAGUGCAUAUAGUAAGUCCUCUGACCACGUACAUGGUCCCUAAACCAGAAGAGAUUAAUUUGCUCACUGGAGAGUCAGCCACACAGCAAAUUGAAGCAGAAAAACAGACCAAUGCUCUAGAUGAACCUGUCUCUCACUGGAGGUCAAGAUUAACCUUAAAUGUCAUGGUGGAAGAUUUUGUGUUUGAUGGAUCGUCCCUCCCUGCUGAUGUUCACCGUUACAUGAAGAUGGUUCAGUUGGGGAAGACAGUGCAUUACCUUCCAAUAUUAUUUAUUGAUCAGCUAAGCAACAGAGUGAAAGAUUUGAUGGUUAUAAAUCGUUCAACAACGGAGCUACCUCUUACAGUGUCAUAUGACAAAAUAUCUCUUGGAAAACUCCGAUUUUGGAUCCACAUGCAGGAUGCUGUGUACUCCCUUCAACAAUUUGGGUUUUCAGAAAAGGAUGCAGAUGAAGUAAAAGGAAUUUUUGUUGAUACUAACCUGUACUUUCUGGCUUUGACAUUCUUCGUAGCAGCAUUUCAUCUUCUCUUUGAUUUCCUUGCAUUCAAAAAUGACAUCAGUUUUUGGAAGAAAAAGAGGAGCAUGAUUGGGAUGUCUACAAAAGCAGUGCUUUGGCGGUGCUUUAGUACUGUGGUAAUAUUUCUUUUCCUUUUGGAUGAACAAACAAGUUUAUUGGUACUGAUCCCAGCAGGCAUUGGUGCAGUGAUUGAGCUCUGGAAAGUGAAGAAGGCUUUGAAAAUGACAAUCAAGUGGCAAGGCUUGAGACCCAAAAUUCAGUUUGGUACAUACACUGACUCUGAAAAGAAAACUGAGGAGUAUGAUACCCAGGCUAUGAAAUACUUGUCAUAUUUGCUCUAUCCGCUGUGUAUUGGAGGUGCAGGUUACUCCUUGCUGAAUGUCAAAUACAAAAGCUGGUACUCCUGGUUGAUUAACAGCUUUGUCAAUGGAGUGUAUGCUUUUGGAUUUCUGUUUAUGCUGCCCCAGCUGUUUGUAAACUACAAGAUGAAAUCUGUUGCACACUUACCAUGGAAGGCUUUCACAUACAAAGCAUUCAACACCUUUAUUGAUGAUAUAUUUGCUUUUAUCAUCACUAUGCCAACAUCUCAUAGGCUGGCGUGCUUUAGAGAUGAUGUCGUGUUCCUGGUCUAUCUUUACCAAAGAUGGCUUUAUCCUGUGGAUAAGAGCAGAGUGAAUGAGUAUGGAGAAUCUUAUGAAGAAAAGCCAAAAAAAAAAGCUCAUAGAGAAUAACUAAGAACUGAAGAAGAUUCUGACCCCUGGACUCUUACUGGCUUCAUGUAUUAUCUGGUCUUAAGGAAGGAAAAACUUAUUUAAUAAGAGUAUUUUUAAAGCUUAUGACAGAACUACAUGGACAAUAGAUCUUCUAUAUUGCCAAAAUCUAGUUUUUAUAUCCUCCUAUUUCAAGAUCCUCUUUUGUCCUCACAAGGUCCACAGUCUGCCAGAUGUCAUUAAAUAAACUUCCUGCAUUUAAACUUCUCUUUGGUGAAAACCUAAGUGUCCUGACCAUUGUAAUUAAUAUCCAAAUCUACGUUUCUAAGACAACUCGCUAACUGGAAGUCUGGUGCCCGUGCCAGUAGGCUAUGAAAAGUGAAAAAAGAAGCCAGUGUGUUACAGCAGAAUCAAGCACUGUUGCCAAACUGGAGGCUGUCAAAAAUAAAAUGUAUAAUAUUGG
Messenger RNA from Pelecanus crispus (Dalmatian pelican), 1894 nucleotides. The record is from RefSeq and is a predicted model, not a curated record. NCBI's taxonomy places the organism in Eukaryota, Metazoa, Chordata, Aves, Pelecaniformes, Pelecanidae.